GUUGAAGCGGAAUUGUCACCGUGGUCCGUGGUCCUGCUCAAACGUUGACCAUGUCGUUGCCCAUGUUAGUCGGGGGCACUGAAUGCGGCCCUUCCAAUCCUCUCCAAGGCCUUUCGAAACACUUAGAUAAUGAUCGAGGGCUGCAGCAGGAUCAUUUUGGGGCAGGCCGUGCAGGACCUUCUCAAGAGACGUUUCGCUCGCAAAUUACUAGCCCACCGUCGUUCGAUCAGGAUACUGCUCGUUUCUUUGCUAAAUCGCCUCCGCCUCAAUUCUAUGGUAACAGUCCGUACGACAUGGCAGCGCUUCGAGGCUCCCUGCCAGCCGCGGACGCCCAAUCCUUCAAGCAGAAUGUUGUCGCAGACUGGGCUGUAGAUUUCUUGACCCAGCAACCCAUGCAGGCAUCCUCUCCUCAACCUCUCGCUGCUGCUGCUACUCAAUCCACAGUGAGCUCUAUGCAUUCCUCAGCUGCUUCGUCUACCACACAAGCUGUGAACAUGAUACGGCCUGCGCAGGUUAUGCCAUUUGGAUCAAUGUGGAAUGCGACGAUGCAAUUUAUUCCUUCCGCAAACUCCUUUCAGGCCACGACUGUACCAAGGUCUGUUCUGCCAGAUACUCAACUUUCAUGGUACAAAGAGUUCGACGCCCAACAAAGCGACUCUGUUCCGACCGAAGGACUUUCGAACGCCAACGCUCAGGAAGAAGCUCCUCAGUCCUUUCGGGAGCAAGAUGAGCUCUCUCGUACCGCAGGUCUCCUUCUAGAGACCGUGAAAACCGAGAAGAAUCCCAAAUUCCAAAAUAGUAUCUUUAUGAAUCUGAUGACUCAACUUCGCGACCAAAAAGUUGUUGUCAGAGGGAACGAGAUGGUGGAAAAUGACGGGACUCAUACAGUCGGCCAAGACAGUAGGGUAGAUGUGAAAGGAAAGGGAAAAGGAAAAGCGUCUGAUUCACCGUUCAUCCCAUAUGCUGGCUUGGUUAGUACGCUUGGACAGACAAUUGGUAACAACGCGACAAUGGCAGGAGUAUCUCCGUAUAACGAACAAAUUGACAUCCAGGAAGAUGCGAACGAUGCUUAUUUCAGACAAGAAAAUGAGGAUUAUACUCGCUACUGGAACGGAAUGGAUCCACGGAAGUCGCAGAGGCAGACAGUGGAAGUGGAUCUAAACUGGGAUAAACUACAAACAGAUUGGGAGAAGUUCGAGGCCUCGACCAAAGGCAUUACUCCGGUCGUCUCGUAUCAAUUUCAGAAAAAUAAUCCCUAUCUCCGAGGGGACAGUUUACGGAUGCGGCACCAUUCCAUGCAUUCGGAUGACCGUCUGGAAACCGUACUCGCAUUAGAAGCCGCUGUUCAGCAGGACGUGUCUAAUGCAUCGGCAUGGUUUGAACUCGGGGUCAAACAGCAAGAGCAUGAGCGAGAAACGCAAGCGUUACAGGCCCUUAAACGAGCAACUGAGCUUGAUCCCUCGUAUUUACCCGGUUGGCUAGCAUUGGCUGUAUCCUACACAAAUGACGGUCGUCGGCUCGAAGCCUACGAGGCCAUCCGCGAGUGGGUUUUGCGAAACGAUGAUCAUCGCGACAUUCUCCAACAACAUCUAUCUCAGCAUCCUAGUUCCGAAGAAGCCACGAUUCAAGAAAAAUUCAAGCAAUUGGUUCAGUGUUUGAUCACAAUGGCUCAACAAAGUGCAUUUGGACAGAUUGACGCUGAUAUCCAAAUAGCGUUAGCUGUGCUUUUCAAUUCGAAUGAGGAAUAUGGAAAGGCUCAAGACUGUUUUAGAGCGGCACUUUCUAUUCGUCCUGACGACUGGCAGUUAUACAACAGAGUAGGCGCUACAAUGGCAAACAGUGGCCGUGCUGAGGAAGCUCUAGAAUAUUAUUAUCGAGCACUUGACCUGAAUCCGGCAUAUGUUCGAGCACGAUAUAAUCUAGGUAUAUCGUGCAUCCAACUCAAGCGAUAUAACGAGGGUGCCCUGCACAUUCUUGAUGCACUAUCCCUCCAGGAUGCGGAAGGUGUUCAUGAUGUUGAAGGUUUCAACGAUGCACGGGGAGGAAUCACUUCGAACGCCCUCUGGGACAGCCUGAAAACUGCGUGUCUGCAUCUACAACGCGUUGAUUUGGCUACAUUAUGUGACAAGAGGGAUGUCGAAGCUUUCCGGUUUAAUUAUCAGUUUCGAUGAACUUUUGUAGCUAUACGUAAUGUAGACCAUUUAUAAUGACAAUGGACUUGCGUUUGGAAA
Messenger RNA from Lentinula edodes (shiitake mushroom), 2231 nucleotides. RefSeq lists its product as uncharacterized. The transcript has 11 exons. Gene Ontology annotation, biological process: protein import into peroxisome matrix, docking. The record is from RefSeq and is a predicted model, not a curated record. Gene Ontology annotation, molecular function: protein binding. Lineage: Eukaryota; Fungi; Basidiomycota; Agaricomycetes; Agaricales; Omphalotaceae. Bases 51 to 2171 code for a protein of 706 amino acids. Gene Ontology annotation, cellular component: peroxisomal membrane; cytosol.